AUGGCCCAGGAAGAUAAAACAAUAAUGAAUGCCUAUAAAGGAACCUCCGAAGAACUUAGUAAAAACAAUCAAAUCAAGCGAACCUUAAGAGAAUUUUACAAACUUGAUACACCUGUUCAAUUUGAAACACAACUACCAGAGUUAGAUAAAGAUAACUUUAAUCUUGAAGAAUAUAUAAAAGAAGCAGAGUCUAAUGAUCCAGAUAAACUGUUAAAGCUGGAAAAUACAUUGAUCAAAGAAAUACGUAAUUUAGAAAGCGAAAAAAAGGUGCUUAUUUAUGAUAAUUAUACAAAACUUCUUUCUAUUUCAGAUAUUAUUCAAAAAAUGAAAAAUGGAGCAGAUUCCGUAAAACCCAUUAUUGACAUGUUAGAACCAACCUUGGAGAAUAUUGGUACACUCUCAGAAUCUCUAAAUCAACCACCAAAAAAAGAAGAUACAAAAAAUUAA
Molecule: messenger RNA, 447 nt
Organism: Pneumocystis carinii B80
Lineage: Eukaryota; Fungi; Ascomycota; Pneumocystomycetes; Pneumocystales; Pneumocystaceae
Exons: 3
Coding region: 1-447 (148 amino acids)
Biological process (GO): Golgi vesicle transport; lysosomal transport; Golgi organization
Cellular component (GO): GARP complex; EARP complex; membrane
Source: RefSeq, a predicted model, not a curated record